AUGACUACGGAAGUCAGUCGACAAUGGAGAUCGCUUGGAUUAAACGGCACGAAGGAGUCUCGCACGAGAUCUCCAGCUGCCCAAUCCUUGCCCCCACUCCCUAAUCCAGUUCCAAUCCUAAGCAAAACCACAUCCAAUCAAAAAACUACUCGUAAAGCUAAUAAUAAUAUUAACAACAACAACAACAACAACAACAGUCGUAAAAAGGUCAACAGAAACCUCGACAAAUCGGUCGCGUCGCAGUCAGAAAUCAUUAUAGAUGGAAGCAAAUACAACUUGAAGCCCAUCAUCAAGCUAAAAGCAGUUCCUUGGCCUCAAAACAGUUCCGAUAAGAAACCACAACCGAAGAAGCACCAGGCUAAAGACAUUUCGAACGUCAAUAGUAAGAAAAACACUACGAAAAACGAUAGCGACGUCGCGAGUGGUGAUAAAAAACGUCGCUCUAGUGGAAAGAGACAGCACUACAAUAUUGUUGCAGCAGGGGAAAACGAUGACGUCGAGACUACAAAGUUGAUACUACGGCGGCGCAACAACACUCCGAAAGGAAAACGUUGUGCGACAUCACUCGGUGCCACCAACACCAGUUCACAAACGUCAUCCUCGAUUGGUGCAACAAACUCUCAAAACAAAAACAAGAGGGCAAUGUUAUCCACCAGCAACGAUGGAAACGACGAGAACAUUCAAAACGUCAAAGUUGUGGAUCCUCACAAUAACAACAAACAACCGAAGCGCAAUAUCAAACAGGAACCCCAAGAGCCAAUGCUGCUGGCGUCGCAAAUCAAGCAAGAACCAAUCGAGGGCCAUCGCAAGUCCAGCAGACGGAGACAGUUUACGGAUCGGAUUAUCGACACAAUGUGCAUCCCGGAAUUCUAUUUCAACGCCAGGUGUCGAAGUAAAACGAAAAAGGCUACCACUAAGAAAAAGAACCCGGUGGCUAUUGUGGCAGCAGCUGCUGCUGCAGCUGCUUCUUCCUCAGUGGUCAAAAGUAACAGUCGCGCCACACCGAAUAAGAGCAAAACAAAUAAUGCAACCUGUGCCAGAGCUAGCAGUGGUGGAAGAAAAUCGAAAGAAAUUCCCACCCCUACUAUUACGGAGGAGGAUUCAUCUAUCCCACGGUUGAAUCCGAUUUUCCUGUUUGUAAAGCAAGAAGGGACACGAAUCGUUGAGGUUCGUUGCGAAGACUAUGACAAGCGAAAUCGUAUACGAAUAACCAAAACAUCAAAUGGCCUGUGGAGGUCCUUUCCUCGGACGGAUACCAGUUCGUCGGUGGUAUUUUCCCUGUUGCCCAAAACGGACUCGCCGUCGCUGGUUGAUGGUGAAUUGAAGGCAGGCAUACCAAAGUACAAAAAACUUCACAAAAAGAAAAAGAAGCACAAAAAGGAAAAACGGAGAAAGGUGUUGGAGGAAGCUGCCCCCGAGCAGGACGACGGUGGCGCUUGUUUGGAAGUGCAUGAGGAACUGAAUAUGGAUGAAGUCGAUGGCGACGACGAUGACGUUAUCGAUAUAACGCCAAUCGACGAACGGCACGAGGAAAUUAGUUUGAACCUGAAGGAUUUGAGCCAAUCAGAUGUUACUGUUGAAGAUAUUAGUAAUCAAAAUAAUUUAACCGUUAAUAGCAACAAUAUCAGUAGUAAUAGUGAAUGUAAUGCAAAUAAUAGUAGUAUAAAUAUCGCCACUAGCCUAAAAGAAAUCAGUACCAAUAGUAUUAACGCCCACACUAGUAACACAGAUAGCAAUAAAGACGACGGCAGUGACAAUGACGUCGAGCUGAUACCAGCAGAUGAGGAGAUGCAUGAGGUGAUCCAAGAGCAUCAUUCCCAGGAAUUAGUGCACCAAGGAACGAGCUUAGGUCAAGUAGGUGCAGGAGUCGUAUCCUGGGCGGAAGAAUUGGAUAACAUUGAGGCACAGAUACCAUCAACCAUCAUCUCGGUACAAGAACUUCAACGUGCUCGAAGCAGUGCGCAUGUCAAUGGCAGCGUUGAACAGCACACCACAACAACGGCGACGCUCAAUAAUUUGAUUGCACUAAAUGAACUUGGGUUUAAUCAUCAGGAAAACCACGCGAACGAAUGCAUCGAGAAAACAAUCUCCUAUCACUUGGAGUCUCUGCAGGCGGUUGCGGUGGCGGCUGCUGCAGCCGCUGCUGCCAGGAGCAACGGCACUAGCACCUCUACAACCGCAACCGAUUCGAGCAAACAUGGCACUAUUGGUGCAUCCUCGGAUGCUGCUGGUGCAGCUGCAGCAGCUCCUUCCGCUGCCAUCGGGCCACCCACUGUGGCGGUGGGUGGUAACGGAGGCAGCAAUAGUGUGAGUGCGAAAGAAGUUGGGGAACAAGGUGGCGAACCGUUGCACACAUCAACAACUUCCGAUGCACCGACUGUGCAUGAGAUUGACGACGAUGGAGACGAAGUGUGCGUUCUGGAGUCGGAUCCAACGCCAGCACAGCUUCAGCACCACCAAACAAAAGGACGAAAUGAAAAUAUGUGCCUGGAUAGCGCAGUAUACGAAAAUUGUAAGACGGAAUCGGAUUGCAUCCAAAACGCGGAAGUGCAACCACACAUCACAAUCAGUAGUGACAGUGAGCUGGAGGAUGAUGAUCCCAAGCAUCAUCAUCUGAGUGAGUUUAACGAUUGCAGUGACCUGAUCGAAGGAAUUCGUGAAAUCCAAUCCGCCAAUCCAGAAGACUUGCUACAUGCCAACUGUGGUGAAAAUACAAUGACUGGUGCCGAACUGCUCGAUUCGCUGGUAGAGCAACGGUGUGAAGACAAUCAUAUUUCUGGAACCGAUGAUCUCAAGAACACUAUUUAUUCCAUAUCAGACGACUAUAACGACGACGAUGAUGUCCUUUUGGAACCUGAACCUGUUGCCGACAUUAUCUCGCGUCUAGGUGAAUCGUUAAGCACAUCGCCCAAGUGUUUAUCCUUUAACGAAGCUGGUGAAAUUGAAGGACUUACCGGAGAUUUGUUCGAUACCACCCAUCAUUCGUUGCAGAUGGACGACAAUCUUCCCAACCCGUUCUCCUCACAAAACCCCACGUUGGAUGAACUGUCCAUCACAAUAAAAGACCUCACAGAUAGCAGUGAACAUGCUAAUUCCUAUUUCAAUGCUAGUGCCGAGAAGAAUGACAAAGAAACCGAUACCCCCAUAGUGAUUUCACCGGACUCUUGUCAAGAAGAAUUACCAAAGGAUCUUAGCUGUCGAAAACGUAGUGAAAAGAGCACGGACUCAAUAGUGACCCUUUCCCCCUCCCCACGACCAAUAUCUCAUAGUUCAGAUGCCAUCCAGUCACCUCAACCCAGCGGGCUGCCUGCUGUCCCUCCAUCACCUGACAUAUUCCUACAGCCCAAAUCCGUCUCAAAUGCAGUUAUCGAAAAUCUUAUGUCGCAGGCUGCUGCAACAACAGCAAAACCUCGACCUGCUAAUCAACAGAAAGAACCUCUUGAUCUCGGCAAAUGUCGGAAGUCUGCAAGCCCUACAGUUAGCUGUUCGGAAGAAGCCAAGCGUCAAUCCUCUUGCGAAGAUGAGCCCAAAACAAAACGGAUCAAAACCGACCCAGAAGCCAAUAAAUCAUCCAGCACAACAGGAUCCAGUUCCAGUAGCGUUACGGAAAAUCCUAUCGCCACAGCCUUGGCUAGCGGAAGUGGCAGUAAUAGGAGUACCCCUUCCACUCACACCAAUGCGAGCGAAUCGACGCGUUUGGUGGAAAUGCUAACAUCGGGCAACGAUCCGGAUGCUCUCACACAGCUACGCUUACUGGUUAGCAAUCCAGCGUGGAAAGUACCUGAUCCAUUACUAGUGCCAAAGGAUCGUCUCAACGCUGUACUAGCGUCGCCCGCACGAGAGAUUCCGCUUCUUCUAACAACCCGGCCAGAACUACGCUUACCGGAAGCAUUCGCAUUCCCCAAUAUCCUGCAAGAUCCAGAUAUUCUGGUGAUUUCACUCUCUCAACUCGAGAAAAUUCUCGAAACCCAAGAUGAACUCCUGAAACUUAAAUCCAAGACGGACACUUGUAAAAAGACUGCUCCAAGUCCUCUGGAAACGUUGAAACAAACUCUCACAGCUCAAGCGGCCAAGCAGAACCCCAUGAUGAGCUCAUUACUUGCUUCCGGGCUAGCGGGUGACAUCGAUGCUGCUACUGCAGCCGCAUUCAACCAAAUGCUCUGGCUGCCAUACCUAGGCCAGAUGGGACAGCUCGGACCGGAACUUCUCAAAGCGAUGAUGAACAUUCCAAACUCCAACCCAAGUCUUUCCGACAUGCUGCCAUUCAUGAAUCCUCGAUUUCAAGAUCUCUGUGGUAUGUCAUCCAAUCCAGUGGAUUACAAACGUCAAUUGGAAUUCGCUAUGUGGCAAGACGCGCUCAGUCAAGUGAACACGGCCAGUUUGCAGCGUAAACAGGAUGCUCAAAAGAAGGCAGCAGUCACCAUCGAUCGAAAGCCCAUUAUUCCGCCAAAGACUCUCGAGCAGCAGCGCUCCGUAGCAGCGGUUGCCGCCGCAGCUAGCAUGUUCCAACAGCAAAACCAACAGAACAAAAAAUCCAACUCUGUAAUGAACUCCCUGAAUCCUCUCUCGAUACCUCAGUUCAUGACCCCAUCGAUGCCAAAUAACCGAUUCGCCAGCAACAACCGAACCUCAACAAUGCAAUCUCCAUCCUCGCUGCAGCAGCAGUUCAACCAUUCGGGAAUCAAAACCAUGCCAAACAUGAUGAACCAGGCUGCAGCCGCCGCGGCCGCCGCCAAUGCGCAGAUGCGACAGCAGCAAACCCGACCGCAACUUUCCACCGCUCAAAAGAGCAAACAAAAUGCCAAUUCCAUGUUUCCCAACAAUCCCUUCUUUAACCUUCCGACCACCUUCCAAGAAUUCCACGAACAGCAGCAGCAGCUCGCGCGAAAGCUGCAGAAAGACCCCCAGGGCCAUUCCCGCGAGCAGAUGCUUCAUCAUCAGGAGGAACAAAAGCCUCGUGUGACCUGUAAAUCUCUCAUGAAUCUCCUCCAACCCGAGAAGCAGCAACAGCUGCAGCAGAAGCAAAGUGUUAACAGCAAGUUGGCAAACCUGAUGGCACUGCCGGGAAUGGACCUAUACGCUGCAUCCGGUCAGCACGAUCAACUGCAGCAGCAAAUGUUCUUGCAACAACAGCAGCAGCAACAACAACAACAGCAGCAACAACAGCAAUUACUACAACAGCAGCAACAACAGUUGCUGCAUCAACAGCAGGCGCAACAUCAGCAGCAACAGCACCAAGGAAAGCUGAAGGUCAAGCCCGGGUUGCACUUGCUCGAUCCGGCGGCCAUUCAGCGGCGGUUGUUGAAUACGGACGAACUGCCCGAGGUGGGCAGCACCACCAGCGGGUUGGACGAUUCGACCGACCUGAGCUCACCGCUGUGGCAUCCGCUGUUCGGAAGUGCCCAAAAAGCAGCGGCAACCGCUACCGGAAGCACCAGUGCCGGCAGCAAUGCAAGCGCCACAGGCUACAACAGUCCGUGGCAAUGGACUACCAUCACCGCCUCCGGGGAAUGACAUUAUGGGGCUCGUAAAGAGCCCGCUGUUGCUGGAUCUCAAUCGCAGGCAGCUCCUCAGAGUCAACAGCACCACCACCACCAACAGCAGCAUGCCAACAGCAGCAGCAGCAGCAGUAGUAACAAUAAUAGUAACACCAGCAAUCAAAGCAGCAGCACUAAUCAGCACCAACAUUCGAUGAAUCAGCAGCAGCAGCAACAGCUUCAACAGGCACAGUUCCAGCAAGCUUUUGGAACAAGUGGACUGUCGAGCUUGCAGCAACAACAGCAGCAGCAGCAGCAACAACAACAACUUCAACAACACCAACAACAGCAUCAAUCAUCCAUCCAUCAUCAACAGCAGCAGCUGCAUCAGCAACAUCAUCAUCAGCAAUCGCAACAACAACAGCAACAGCAACAACAUCAGCAGCAGCAACAACAACAGAAUCAACAGCAACAGCAGCAACAUAAUGUUCCUUCCCACCAUCACGCGCACCACCAACUGGCGGCGCAGAACAGCAUGAUGGCGGCGGCCGCAGCUGCAGCGGCCGGACAGCGCAAUCCGUUCGGGUUCGAUUUUAGUCACUUUCAGAAUUCGUACUAG
Armigeres subalbatus is the source of this 6096-nucleotide messenger RNA. Its product is annotated as serine-rich adhesin for platelets. The record is from RefSeq and is a predicted model, not a curated record. Lineage: Eukaryota; Metazoa; Arthropoda; Insecta; Diptera; Culicidae. The transcript is spliced from 2 exons.